UUGUACAACCAAAGAAAUAAAACACUCUUACAACCAAAGAAAUACAAUCAACAUUGGUCACCCAAUGAUGAUUUUUCGUAUUAUUUUCUUACUUCCACUCUUAAUAUCCAUCUCUUCCGCUAACAUUGUUUUCGACUAUUGUGUUGGAGACUUGAGUCUACCUACUGGGCCAACAGGCUAUUCUUGCAAGGAUCCUGCAAAAGUUACGGUAGAUGAUUUUGUUUAUUCUGGUUUGAGGAUUCCAGGUAGUACUAAAAACCUAUUCAAAUUCGGUGCAAGUACUGCACUUGCUUCUCAGUUCCCAGGGUUGAACGGUAUGGGAAUUUCAAUGGUACGAGCAGACAUGGAUGUAGGUGGAGCGGUACCAAUCCACACACAUCGGGUCUCUGAGCUAAUCAUUGUAGUUGAAGGAACGAUUAUUGCUGGAUUUAUUGACACAAACAAUACCGCGUUUUAUAAAACUUUAAAUAAGGGGGAUAUGAUGAUCUUCCCACCCAUUCUACUCCACUUCCAAGUUAAUGUCGGGUCAACACCGGUUGUUGCAUAUGCAACUUUCCCAAGUGAAAAUCCUGGUGUCCAAUUAGUCGACGGUGCAUUAUUCCAAAAUACCCUUCCGUCGGAGGUGGUUGAGAAGGUCACUUUGUUAGAUCAAGCACAAGUCAAGAAACUCAAAAAAAUCUUUGGUGGGAGUAAUUGAUUGGUUUACGCCUUUCAUAUUUGUAAUUUUGUUACUUAAGUCGGGCAAGUAUCUUAAAAACAAUGUAUGCCUUGUAAUGCUUACUAAUUUCAGUUCAACACGUGUCAUUUCAUAUUAUUCAUGUACAUUUUAAAAAUUAGAAAUUAUAUAAUUCGAAUUCAUGAUA
Molecule: messenger RNA, 863 nt
Organism: Spinacia oleracea (spinach)
Lineage: Eukaryota; Viridiplantae; Streptophyta; Magnoliopsida; Caryophyllales; Amaranthaceae
Product: auxin-binding protein ABP19a-like
Exons: 1
Coding region: 65-697 (210 amino acids)
Molecular function (GO): manganese ion binding
Source: RefSeq, a predicted model, not a curated record